Aureobasidium subglaciale EXF-2481 is the source of this 663-nucleotide messenger RNA. RefSeq lists its product as uncharacterized. The transcript has a single exon. Bases 1 to 663 code for a protein of 220 amino acids. The record is from RefSeq and is a predicted model, not a curated record. NCBI's taxonomy places the organism in Eukaryota, Fungi, Ascomycota, Dothideomycetes, Dothideales, Saccotheciaceae.
AUGGACGCUGCAAAGACUAUCGCUCUAUCCAACGGCUCUGCGCCGUUGACAACAUCAACGGUCAACGAAAAGUACACAGCUGCCAUGGCCUCCAUACCAGAUUCCACAUCACCACUUUUGUCACGGCCACGUUCUGGGGAACAAGAUGAGGAUACUCCGAAGACAAUACUCAACUUUGAGAAGCCUGGCCCUGGGACAAUGUUCUUCUGUCUUGUCCUCAAUAUGCUCGUUACGAUAUCUUGGUACUAUCUCAAUAUUGACGUUUCGGUCGCCGACAAAGUAUCAAUCGGCUUGACAUGUCGCUACAUGUACGACGGUCUCGUCCUCGUUCCCAUGGGUCUGUUCUCGCUGUUACAAUGCCUGUACAGCUUUGGCACAUUGCUGUGCUUGAGGCCAGACGACCGUGCGCUCUGCAUUGCAAGAGUAGCACUUGGAGGAAUGCUUGGUGCCUCUCUAGUUGUGAAGUAUGGCCUCGGUGCAGGUGUCCUGGAUGGCAGCUCUGGCACACAGUUGUGCUUCUGGGCGACUACGGGAGUGUUGCCUGGAGCUGGAGCCGUGGCACUGGUCGGAUUCUGUUGGGAUUGCUUAUAUUGGGGUACUGAGAGGCCGGUCGAGUCGGUCGUGGAUGAGAAGCGGCCGCUGUUGGAAAAGCAGGACGUUUAA